Molecule: messenger RNA, 726 nt
Organism: Loxodonta africana (African savanna elephant)
Lineage: Eukaryota; Metazoa; Chordata; Mammalia; Proboscidea; Elephantidae
Gene: NCBP2
Product: nuclear cap binding protein subunit 2
Exons: 4
Coding region: 79-549 (156 amino acids)
Biological process (GO): mRNA cis splicing, via spliceosome
Cellular component (GO): nuclear cap binding complex
Molecular function (GO): RNA cap binding
Source: RefSeq, a predicted model, not a curated record
UCCGGUUCCGCCGCCGGUGUCGCCGCCGCCGUUUCAUUGUUCUCGCAGUUGCGGCGUCGCCGUCCACCUCUUUGCGCUAUGUCCGGUGGCCUCCUGAAGGCGCUGCGCAGUGACUCCUACGUAGAGCUGAGCCAGUACCGGGAUCAGCACUUCCGGGGUGACAAUGAAGAACAAGAAAAAUUACUGAAGAAAAGCUGUACGCUCUAUGUCGGAAAUCUUUCCUUUUACACCACGGAAGAACAAAUCUAUGAACUCUUCAGUAAAAGUGGUGACAUAAAGAAAAUCAUUAUGGGCUUGGAUAAAAUGAAAAAGACAGCAUGUGGCUUCUGUUUUGUGGAAUACUAUUCAAGGCCGGAUGCAGAAAAUGCCAUGCGCUACAUAAACGGGACUCGCCUGGAUGACCGGAUCAUUCGCACAGACUGGGACGCAGGCUUUAAGGAGGGCAGGCAGUAUGGCCGGGGGCGCUCCGGGGGCCAGGUACGAGAUGAGUAUCGGCAGGACUACGAUGCUGGGAGAGGUGGCUAUGGAAAACUGGCACAAAACCAGUGAGUGAGGAGAGUCCCGUUGGUGAAACUCACCCCUGGCCUAUGGAAUUUGUUGGCGAGCAGUAGCGGGAGUCUGCAAACCAGCCCGCUUUUACCAAGUUUUGAUCAGUGUCUCUACUGAGUUGGAUGCUUCUUCCUGGUUUCCUGUCUGAAAAUUAUUAAAAGACAGAAUCCAAAAGAA